AUGAUUUGGAACAAGGCAAAGUUUUUGGGAGGGACUGAGUUGGAUGGUGAUGAUGAUGAUGACAACAGGCUGGAUGUUGACCACGUCACAGAAGCACUUCAAAGUCCAUCUUGGUUGGCGUAUGGACAAAUGAUACUUCAUCUGCAUGAAAUUGCAAACUUCAUUUCUGGAUGGGGUUCGGGCUGCAAGUGUCACGAGUGGUUGAGGCCACACAAAGGGUCAUCAACUAGCGUUUGGGACGAGACUUUGCAAGAUGUGAUUCAAUCGCUUCAACUUCCAACCGACUCAGAUGGUAUGCGUUACCAAUGUCCAUUGGCUGGAAAGCGUGCGCCUGAGCUUGCAAGCGGUGUAUUGGUGAAAGCCCUCAACGACAAAAUCCAAGAGGUCUAUCCAAAGGUGCUUGUGGAAUCUUCAGCUGUGGGUGGAACAGAGCAGGAACAUUUUCUUAAUGAUUUCAACCUGGGCACGGGCUACAUCAAGCUUGUUGUUGAGUUGAAGUUGGGUCACUGGCAAGAUUUUCCUUGGGUGCUUUGCAAGCUGGGUUUGCCGGGAGAUGAUGAGCGCAAGCGCGAUUUGCGACAGCUGGCUUCUGCAGUGGCACGCCUUUACUUUGUUCCUGUGGUUGAAAGAAUCGUUGAAGGUGACCAUUCAAUUGCGCACAGGCAUGGAGGCUACAGGAAGGUGUCAGCAGCUUAUGUCAGUUGCAGCCAAAGACUACCCGAGAUAGACAUCAUCAUGAGCAGUCCUGAUGACAAGGCGAAGCCCCUGGCGGCUUUUGAGCACACCAGGAAGUUGCGCAAGUGCUCAAAGUUGUUCAAGUUUACGAAGCAUCCACAGUGGCAUGACAUCACUUGUAAACCCAAAAAGCAGCAGGCGGGUCUUGAGAAAUUGGCAGCGCGUAUCCUUUACUCUGCAGAUGUUUCCACCCAGUACUUCAAUUUGGGGCCCGUGCGAGCGCGGCAUGAUGCUGAAAAGCGGGCCAGGAGAAAGGUGGAGGACGCUUUGGUGAACCGGAAGGUGAAGAUCUCGCGUGAAGCUGUGCUGAACUCUGCUCUU
Durusdinium trenchii is the source of this 1056-nucleotide messenger RNA. NCBI's taxonomy places the organism in Eukaryota, Dinophyceae, Suessiales, Symbiodiniaceae. The record is from the annotation of a GenBank genome assembly.